GGAAUGGUUCCCGUGAUAGAAGCAAAAGAUUGCAACAAAGUUUGGACUUGUAAGGGUGAUGACCGAUGCCGGGCAGACUGUCAAAACCAAUUCAAGGGUAAGGGAAUAUGUGACGCAUACACCGCACCUUUGGUUCCGAAGCAGUGUUUUUGUGUAUACCCAUGUUGAUUAUGCAACAUGUACUAAAAAAAUUGGUGUUAAAGUUUAAGAAUGAUUUGGAUGAGUUAUCUUCUUCUUCUUCUUC
This is a messenger RNA of Quercus robur (English oak), 244 nucleotides long. Its product is annotated as putative defensin-like protein 184. The transcript has a single exon. The record is from RefSeq and is a predicted model, not a curated record. Lineage: Eukaryota; Viridiplantae; Streptophyta; Magnoliopsida; Fagales; Fagaceae. Bases 4 to 168 code for a protein of 54 amino acids.